AUGGGGUCUAUAGUGGUGACCACAUUGUCUGUCUUCUUGGGCAUGUUCUUCGUGUUCAUGGGAUCAAUAAAACUGAAUCAACAAAUCAAUCGUGAGAUGCAUCGCGAGAUCCGAAGACAGUUUGUCCAGUACUCCAAAGUGGUUCCAAUGGCCGCCACUCUUGGCCUCAAAGUGUCGCCCAAAUUAUACCGACUCUUCAUCGGAUGGCUGGAACUGAUCGCUGGACUGUCGAUGGCCUUUAUUCCCGGGCGCAUCAAACUGGUGGCCAAUGUCUUACUUCUUGGCGUCACUAUUGGUGGCAUUUAUACUCAUUUCAUGAUUGGAGACAAAUUCGAGAGUAAGUGUUGA
Molecule: messenger RNA, 348 nt
Organism: Oppiella nova
Lineage: Eukaryota; Metazoa; Arthropoda; Arachnida; Sarcoptiformes; Oppiidae
Source: the annotation of a GenBank genome assembly